AUGUCUAGCUCUCAUAUGCAAGCUGUCAUCGUUAGGAGGAGCACUCUUAUGAGCCUCUCUAACGAGAUUCUUUGCAUGAUUGCAGAAGAGCUCAACACAAUUGACCUUGCCCGGAUUGUUCGCUGCAACAAACGUCUCAAUACAGUAAUAACUCGGUUUCUAUAUCGCUACAGGGUCAAGCCGUACCUUUGGCUGAGGCUCACCUACAUCAAGCCUGGUCACUACGCAUACAAUACUCCAGUCUCAUCUUGGCCUACCGCGCGUUUGACUCGCACAUACCUUACCCAAACACCACUCGAGUGGGCUGCUUUGACCAACCAAGUCAACACCAUCAAGCGCAUGAUUGGGUAUAACCCAGACCCGCGCGUCUUUAAGGAACUGCAGGCCGGAAGCGCUAUGGAACUGGCAGCUAUGGUUGGCAAUGCUCCUGCACUUAAGGCUAUCCUAGAUACUCGCACUGGAACGUGGCCCAGACGCAAAUGGGGUUGCUAUCCUAUGCAUCAGGCGGCGUUCAACGGUUAUAUCGAUGCUAUCCAGGUUUUGAUCGAUGCUCGCUGUCCCAUUGAUAAGAGAGAUGACAGCAAAAUGACAGCUCUUGCUGUUGCUACAGUGUGUCAGAAAGUUGCUGCGGCAGAAUUUCUUUUGGCAAAUGGCGCCCGCCGAAGUAAACUUAGCCAGGACAACCAAAUUUGUUUGCAUGUUCUGCUUGGGGAGCCAAUACCCAGUGGAUAUAGCAGCAACAACAACAACAACAGUGAUUAA
This is a messenger RNA of Arthroderma uncinatum, 762 nucleotides long. RefSeq lists its product as uncharacterized. The record is from RefSeq and is a predicted model, not a curated record. Gene Ontology annotation, molecular function: protein binding. The transcript has a single exon. Bases 1 to 762 code for a protein of 253 amino acids. Lineage: Eukaryota; Fungi; Ascomycota; Eurotiomycetes; Onygenales; Arthrodermataceae.